ACGCGUUCGUGACUCAUGCGCACACCUAUAGUAAUUCACUCUCUGCCAAUCGCGUAAAGGAGACAUAAGUUGCGCUUUGAAAUUUAACCGCUUGAGGACCCUCUCAAAGAGAGGGUUGGUUAGAAGCGUUAUCGCGGACAACGCCCACGGAUGUGUUAGCGUGACCCCAAAGUUACUAUUUUGGGCUGACGGAGAACACAAUAGUGCGCGGUGGGCUUUGCGUCAGGCGGCGCGCUCACUCACUCUGCGCAUUUCUGGACAGGUUCAGUCGUGAGCACGGAAACGGCACAUCAACUGUCUCAACCAGGAAUCAUUCUACGGGAGCAGUCAAACUGAUUCUUCGUGCUAUUAACACUCAUUGAGAUCUAAAUGAGCACAUCUGCAUCUGAUUCCGAUCAGUUAGGAGCACAAACCUUCAUCCUCCACACCUGCUUCAAGCCAAAAGGCAAGUUAUUGUGACCUCUGUUCUCUCCUGCUUUCCUUUAACACCUUUAAUUGUCGGGAUAACCACAAUAACGGCACAGCCAUGCCCAAAAGCAGUAAAGUGACUCAGCGCGAGCACAGUAAUGAGCCUGUCACGGAGUCUGUGGCCGACCUCCUGGCGCUGGAGGCCCCCAUGGACUACAAGAGCAGUCAGAUGAGCAUGAACAUGACAGGAGGAAGCGCUCCACCCAUAGGCAAACCCGACAUCUCUCCUGAUCUGGAGGACGGUCGCCCUGCGUGGAACAGUAAACUGCAGUACAUCCUUGCCCAGGUGGGCUUCUCUGUGGGCCUGGGUAACGUGUGGCGCUUCCCUUAUCUUUGCCAGAAGAAUGGAGGAGGUGCCUACCUUGUCCCAUACUUCAUUCUUCUUAUCCUUAUUGGCAUCCCACUCUUCUUCCUGGAGCUGGCGGUCGGCCAGAGGAUCCGUCGAGGAAGCAUCGGCGUGUGGAAUUAUGUUUGUCCUCGACUCGGUGGCAUUGGAGCGUCCAGCCUGAUGGUGUGUGGUUUUGUGGGUCUGUACUACAACGUGAUUAUCGGCUGGAGCAUCUUCUACUUCUUCCAGUCAUUUCAGUAUCCUCUACCCUGGAGCGACUGCCCCAUCAGGAGGAACGGCAGCCAAGCCAUUGUGGAGCCCGAGUGUGAGAAAAGCUCAGCAACUACGUACUUCUGGUACCGGGAGACCCUGAACAUCACCAGCACAAUCGCAGACAGCGGGGGUCUGAACUGGAGGAUGACUCUGUCACUGCUGGCUGCCUGGAUAAUUGUCUGCCUGGCUGUAAUAAAGGGCAUUCAGUCUUCUGGGAAGGUGAUGUACUUCAGCUCUCUGUUUCCAUACGUGGUCCUCUUCUGCUUCCUGGUGAGAGGACUGUUUCUUAAAGGAGCCGUAGACGGCAUCGCUCACAUGUUCACACCCAAGCUGGAGAUCAUGCUGGAGCCACAGGUAUGGCGUGAAGCAGCCACUCAGGUCUUCUUUGCUCUUGGUCUGGGUUUCGGAGGAGUCAUCGCUUUUUCCAGCUACAAUAAGAGAGACAACAACUGCCAUUUUGAUGCCGUACUGGUCUCCAUCAUCAACUUCAUGACCUCUAUACUAGCCACGCUCGUGGUGUUCGCCGUGCUGGGCUUCAAAGCCAACAUUAUGAACGAGAAAUGUGUGGUGGAGAAUGCUGAAAAGAUCCUGGGUUACUUAAACUCAAAUGUGCUGAGUCACGAUCUCAUCCCUCCUCACGUCAACUUCUCGCACCUGACCUCGUCCGACUACGCUGAGAUGUACGGCGUAAUAAAGAUCGUGAAGGAGGACAGUUUUGCGCAGCUAGGACUGGAGCAGUGUUUGCUGGAGGAUGAGCUCAAUAAGGCUGUUCAAGGCACUGGUUUGGCUUUUAUUGCCUUUACAGAGGCCAUGACCCAUUUCCCAGCUUCUCCUUUCUGGUCAGUCAUGUUUUUCUUCAUGUUGAUUAACCUGGGCUUGGGCAGCAUGAUUGGCACCAUGACUGGCAUCACCACUCCCAUUCUGGAUGCCUUCAAAAUUCGCAAAGAGUACCUUACAGUGGGCUGCUGUAUUGUGGCCUUUUUGUGCGGCCUUCUGUUCGUCCAGCGUUCAGGGAACUACUUUGUCACCAUGUUCGAUGACUAUUCUGCUGGUUUGCCCCUCACUAUUGUGGUGAUCCUGGAGAAUGUAUCUGUGGCCUGGGUCUAUGGCACCAAGAGGUUCAUGCAGGAUCUGGAGGACAUGCUGGGCUUCAGACCGUACACUGUUUACUUCUACUUGUGGAAGUAUGUGUCUCCAGUGUGUCUGAUCAUACUGAUUUCUGCCAGUGUCGUGGAGAUGGCCAUCAGCCCUCUUGGAUACAAUGCAUGGGUGCAAGACCUGGCUAUGGAGCGCUUUCAGAGUUAUCCUCCUUGGGCAAUAGUCAUGUGCUUUGCUCUAAUCGUCGUGGCCAUGCUUCCUCUCCCACUGGUCUUUAUUGCCCGCCACUUUAACUGGCUCCCAGACGGCUCCAACAAGCUGUCAGUCUCCUACCGCAAGAGCCUGGCAAAAGAGGCUUCCACCCUGGAAGACGAGACACGGUUCAUCCUCGGCAAGAACCCCAGCGAAGCCCCUUCUCCAAUGCCAAGCCACCGGGCGUAUCUGGGCCCUGGCAGCACCUCUCCAGUGGAGCUCAUCACCAACUCCACCUCCAUCAGCGGCUACGGCAGCGGUUACCAGACCAACCCCGCUCCUCCCAAAUCUGAGUCAUGAUCCUUUAAACCACCAACCAGAGACUGAGAUGAAAAGACAAGAAGGUCCUAGUGUUGCUCACACCUUAACCCAAAUACGAGAGAAGACACUGAGAUCCUGCUGUAUUCCCUGACUGGACAGCUUCCAUUGGGCCCAAUUAUUCAUAUGGACUACAGAUGCUGGUCUGAAGGUGAAAAAAAAAAAAGUCUGGAGCUUUCAGAUCAGGGUUUAAGGUGACGUAUUUGGUAAGUUAUUUAUGCGUAUAGAUUAAAAAAAAAUGUAAACACUAAGAAAGAUAACAUUCAAGCGAAUGUCGCUCAGGUUAAGGUGUUACCAAUGCUGCUGAACUCCAGACUUCUUACAAAUUGUGCAGGAUAAGAGAGGCCAUGCAAGGAAUUCCAUUCAAACCCCUUUUACAGUUCAUAAAGGCAGACGGCUUGUUAUAAUGAGUCCUCUAGAGGAUAUAAUGCAAGCAUCACUGUUAAAUACAGACCACAUGACAGUAGAGAGAGAGAACUGAUAGCUUGAUUUUGGUUACAGACUGAAGCACAUGUUCAAAGUGUUUCUUGGUUUAUAGAAUUUGCACAUCAACAGUCUGUCACGUCCACAUCUCACCACAGGAGGGCGAUGUAUAUGUAUUCAUAAACCACACACGUACUGUAGUCUCAGUGCAGUAUAUCAAGUAUAUACAGUAUCAGUGUCAGGCUGUUGUUGGAUUUAGAGAUCAUUAUUGGAAAGUUUUAUCUAGAUGUUUUUAUUUUUGUAAUCUAAUCAAACGUCACUGCCUGACAAAAAGUGAAACAGCACAAAAAAACAACGAAUUUAGGAUGCAAUAAGGGUUACGGUUUGAGCAGGGAAAACUCCACCAGGCACAAUAACUUUAAAAUACCACACAAAUAGAACGUUUAACAAUAUUAUUUAAUUUCCAUUUCUGCAAUGGCAAUAAUAGUGAUGAAAUGAGUGGCAUUUACUGCCAUUUGAAGCUUUUUGCUGCAUCCUAGUUCUCAUGCUUCCUGGAGACUAGCAUAUGUGACAAAAUUACAUAUAAUUAUUCCAAGAAAAUCAUAAAGGUUCCAAACAGGGAAGCAUAUAUAUAAACUUAAAGCCACAAAACAUUUAAACGACUAUUAGGUGGUGUUUGUUUGUGUUUUACAGUAUAAAAGCCAAUGAUUAUUUUAACAUAGUGCACAAAAGAAGCAUUUGACCCUUGUUCAACACUGCCUGCUUUUAAACUAGCUAUAAAAUUACAGACACAGAUAAGAUAUGAAUGAAAACUGAAAAUAUAAUGAA
Messenger RNA from Danio aesculapii, 3988 nucleotides. RefSeq names its product solute carrier family 6 member 17 (gene slc6a17). The record is from RefSeq and is a predicted model, not a curated record. The coding region runs from base 527 to 2719 and encodes 730 amino acids. The transcript has 12 exons. NCBI's taxonomy places the organism in Eukaryota, Metazoa, Chordata, Actinopteri, Cypriniformes, Danionidae. Gene Ontology annotation, biological process: L-leucine transport; sodium ion transmembrane transport; proline transport. Gene Ontology annotation, cellular component: synaptic vesicle; plasma membrane.